AUGAUUAUAGUUUCCUUUAAUAUUCGUGGAGGAGGUAAUGCCCUCAAGAGAAGGAGGAUUAGUACUAUUCUAAAGAAGGGAGAUGCGGAUAUAGUUUUGAUUCAAGAAACGAAGCUUUCAAAUACGGAGGAGUUUAUGGUCAAAGGUAUGUGGAGCGGGACGGAGGUUGGUUAUUCAUUCUCUAAUUCCGUAGGUCUAUCGGGGGGGAUUUUAUCUUUAUGGAGGACGGAUAGGGUGGAGGUUUUGUGUAGUUUCAAAGGUGAAGGAUAUGUGGGUAUCAAAGUUUGUUGGAAGGAUAAUUUUUAUUAUGUGGUGAAUGUCUAUUCUUCUUGUCUUCUUUUCAAGAAAAAAGAAUUAUGGAACAACUUGUUAAACGAGAAAGCUAUUCUUUCGGACGGUGAAUGGAUUAUAGGCGGGGAUUUCAAUGCGACAAAAAAUUAUAGUGAAAGGAAAGGGAGGAUAGAAAGGGAGGUUGGUAAUGGCACGGACCUUUUUACUAAGUUUAUUCAUGAAAUUGAUUUAGUGGACAUUCCUUGUAAAGGAAAGAAAUUCACAUGGUAUAGUGGGAAUGGUUUGGCGAUGAGUAGAAUUGACCGGUUUUUGGUAUCGGAAGUGGUGGUGGAUAGAUGGGUAUUGGUGGGUCAAUUAGUGGGGGAGAGAGACAUAUCGGAUCAUUGUCCGGUGUGGUUGGUUAAAGAUAACAUCAAUUGGGGUCCAAAACCAUUUAAAUUUAACGAUGAAUGGUUCUCUUUGAACUCCUUUUUACCUUUUGUGGAGAAGGAAUAG
Vicia villosa (hairy vetch) is the source of this 786-nucleotide messenger RNA. RefSeq lists its product as uncharacterized. Lineage: Eukaryota; Viridiplantae; Streptophyta; Magnoliopsida; Fabales; Fabaceae. Gene Ontology annotation, biological process: DNA repair. The coding region runs from base 1 to 786 and encodes 261 amino acids. Gene Ontology annotation, molecular function: DNA binding; endonuclease activity. The record is from RefSeq and is a predicted model, not a curated record. The transcript has a single exon.